AUGGUGCGCAAGUAUGCUAGUGUCAAAUAUAAGACAAACAAGGCCUUUCAAACCUAUGUGCGCGAUUACGCCAAAGCCAAAUAUAAAUCAAACAAGAUAUUUCAGACUUAUGUGCGUGAUUACUCCAAAGCCAAAUAUAAAUCAAACAAGACCUUUCAGACCUGUGUGCGUGAUUACUCCAAAGCCAAAUACAAGACAAACAAGACCUUUCAGAAAUAUGUGCAUGCUUACUUCAAAGCCAAAUAUAAGACAAACAGGCCAUUCCAGACCUAUAUGCGUGAUUACUCCAAAGCCAAAUAUAAGACAAACAGGCCAUUCCAGACCUAUGUGCGUGAUUACUCCAAAGCCAAAUAUAAGACAAACAGGCCAUUCCAGAAUUUUGUCCGUGAUUACAGUCGUACAAAAUAUAAGAAAAACAUUGGAUUCCAGAACAAAAUUAAAGAGCAUAAUAGGAGGAGGUAUCAAGAAAACGAAAACAUCCGUGUAAGUAAAAUAAAAAAAGGCUGUGAGAAUUAUUCAACAUGGCAGAAGAAAAAGGAAGACAUUGAUUUGGCUAUUGGUCAUUUUCGUGAAGAGGUCAGCCGUGGUCCUGAAUAUGCAUGUGCAGUCUGUCAUCGUUUGCUCUUCAGGAAGCAGGUGGUUGAGUGUAAAAGACAUACCUAUGAAAGCAAAGGAGCAGAAGUGGCUGCAUUGGCUAAUAGAUGUAUAACAUUGCAAUAUUUACAUAUGUGUGAUGUUGAAUGUGGGCAGAAAUGUCAUUUGUCUGAUAGUCCAUCAAGCAAAUUAUGGAUUUGCCAUACGUGUCAUCGCAAAAUACUUGCAGGAAAACUUCCUGAACAGAGUGUUGCCAACAACAUGCAUUUGGAUGAUAUUCCAGCCGAACUUAAAUGUCUGAACUCUUUGGAACAGCAUCUCAUCGCACGUCACAUUCCCUUCAUGAAACUGUUAUGUUUGCCUCGAGGCCGCCAGAGAGCUUGCCAUGGUCCUUGUGUCUCUGUUCCUGUUAAUAACGCAAAUGUGACAAAUAUACUCCCAAGAAAUGAAUGCGAUGACAAGAUGAUUAGAGUGAAAUUGAAACGUAAGUUGACAUAUAAAGGUCAUUACGAGUACAUGUAUGUCCACACUGAUCGUGUCAGAAAUGCACUGAGGUAUUUGAUGGCAAACAAUAAAUGGUAUGGUGAUGUGACUAUGAAUGAUGAAUGGGUAAACUCUCUGAAUGGCACUGACCAGCAUGAGGAAAAUACCAAACAGGAAACACCUGAUAACAGCGAUGAUGACAAUGUUCCUGAAGAGCAAGCAGAGGAAGAUGUGACUUAUAUCAAAGAUCAGAAUGGGCUCUUGUCAGAUACAUCAUUACAACCUGUCGAUCUGGGUUCAGAGAUCAUUGAUCAGAAUUUUCAGGAUAUACUUAAUGUGGCACCAGGUGAAGGUAACAGUCCAGUGAGGUUGCUGUCCGAUAAAACAAAUGAGGCAAAAUGUUUCCCUGUCUUGUAUCCAUCUGGUGGACCUACAUUCCAUGAUGAAAGAGAGUCCAAAAUAACUCUGUCACGUUACCUGAAUACACGCAUUCUGAAUGCAGAUGGCCGUUUUGCACAGAACACAGACUUCAUUUUUUACGCCCAGUACAUAUCAGAAGUGCAUCAAGUUGUAUCUGGUGUAUCAGUGGCAUUACGCAAAGGUGGCGGCAACUUCUCUCUGAAAGACGCAUCACCAGACAUGUUGUUGAACUCAGACUCGUUGGGUAAGAUAUUGCGUAAUGACGAAGGAUACAAGUUCUUACGAGGGAUUCGUGGCACACCUCCAUACUGGAUGUCAGUUCAGAAAGAUUUGUUUGCCAUGAUAAGACAACUCUCCAUACCCACGUUCUUUGCAUCAUUUAGCUCUGCAGAUUUGAGAUGGCCUGAAAUGCUGAACUCUAUUCUAAGAAUAGAAGGUAAACACACGUCUGUUGAUGAUCUUGACUGGUCUGACAAAUGUGGACUUAUACGUCGAAACCCUGUGACAACGGCAAGAAUGUUUGAUCACCGAUGGCAUUGCUUUCUCCGUGAUGUAAUCAUGUCGCCAGCAGAACCCAUAGGGAAAAUAAAGGACUACUUUUAUCGUGUUGAAUUUCAACAGCGUGGUUCUCCUCAUGUCCACUGUCUUUUCUGGGUUGAAAAUGCUCCCAAGAUUGAUAAAGAGAGUGAUGAUGAAGUGGCACAGUUCAUAGAUACAUACAUCACCUGUGAGAUCCCACCAGAAACAGAUGCAGAGCUUUACGAGGUUGUAAGCAGCGUACAGAGGCACAGCACAAGACACUCUAAGACUUGUCGCAAGAAAAACACAGUGUGCAGGUUCAACUUCCCACGGCCACCAACAAACUGUACUUUCAUCACAAGAGGCGGCAACUGUGAGGACUUGAAUAGCAAUGAUGACGAUACAAGUGCGAGUACAAUAAUAAAAAAUGUUAAAACUGCGUUGACCAUGCCUGACAUGAAUUUUGAUACAGCCGAUGCAUUUUUUGAGUCUCUUGGAAUAGAUCAAGGUUUGUUUGAAAAGGCGUACAACAUAUGUUCCAAAAAGAAAAGCAUUGUCCUGAAACGAAAUCCUGGAGACAUUUGGGUGAACCAGUACAACAAAGACUUACUCCGUGCUUGGCAAGGCAACAUGGAUAUCCAGUAUGUCACAGAUGCCUUUUCAGUUGUGGUCUACAUACUGUCGUACAUCACAAAAGCAGAACAAGAAAUGGGUUUGCUCUUACAACGUGCCCAAGACGAGUCAAUGAAUGGCAAUCUGGAUGCAAAAGCAGCAUUCAAACAGCUUGGAAGUGUAUACCUACACAACAGAGAAGUUUCAGCCCAAGAGGCAGUGUAUCGAUUAACACACAUGCACUUGAAAGAAUGCUCCCGUGACGUACAGUUUAUUCCAGUUGGUGAUAAUCCUGUUAGGAUGAGUUUGCCUUUGCAUGUAAUCCAAGCUAAAGCUCAGUUCCAACAGUCUAAUGACGAAAGCAGCAUUUGGAUGACCAAUGUGAUCGAAAGGUAUAAAAGCAGACCCCAGAAUGAACAAUUUGAGGAUUUAUGCCUGGCCAGUUUUUGUUCUGAAUACAGAGUUCUAUCAAAGUCACAGGUUCCGACUGAAAGAGAUUCACAUGACAUUAUACAGCUCAACAACAACUGUGGCUUUGUGAAACGAAGGACCCGAACUGAACCUGCUGUUGUGAGAUACCCCAGAUUUUCUCCCACCAAAAACCCAGAAAAGUACUUCCAUUCAUUGCUGCAACUGUUUCUGCCUUACUAUGAAGACCGUCACCUCAAACCACCCCACUAUGAUACAUAUGAGGAUUUCUAUCAAAAUGGUGCAGUGAAAUGUGGCGUUGAUGUCCAAAGAGUGCAUUCGAUUGUAGAUACCAACAAAGCUUUAUUUGAAAAAGAAAGUGAUGAGAUUGACAGAGCUAAGCAGUUGCUGGAGGACAACAUUGAUUUAGAAGAUGCCUGGGCUCAGAUAUGUCCUGAAACAGAAAGGGAGCGUCUUCGUUGUUUGGAUCUGAUGAAAGAAAAAGUUGUAGAUGAUGAAGGUGAUGAUGAUGACAAACUCAUUCCUGACCUGACAGCAAAUCCACAGACUACAUGUACUUUGGAAACAAAUCAUGUGUCAAUGCCCAGACAGGAUGCAUUGCAUUUAUUGCGAUCAUUAAAUGAAGAACAGUCUGCCAUAUUCUAUGCUGUUCGUAAGUGGUGUUUGCAGAAACUGUUUGGACAAAAUCCUGAACCGUUGCGGUUAUUCAUUACUGGUGGAGCAGGAACGGGGAAAAGCCAUUUAAUCAAAGCGAUACAUUACGAAUCUACCAGGCUGUUGUCACAGAUUGCUGAAAAUCCUGAGGAUCUCACUGUGAUUCUAACAGCACCUACAGGAGUGGCUGCAUAUAACAUUGGCGCUGCAACAAUUCACAAUACAUUCUCCAUUGGUGUAAAUGUCAAACUGCCAUAUCAACCGCUAGGUGAUGAGAAAGUCAAUUCUUUGCGAACCAAAAUGGGCAGCCUGCAAAUUCUGAUCAUUGAUGAAGUGUCCAUGGUCGACCACCGUCUUCUGGCCUACAUUCAUGGUAGACUGCGCCAAAUCAAGCAGACUGGUGAUUACUCCUUGUUUGCAAAAGUUUCCCUGAUUUGUGUGGGUGAUUUUUUUCAACUCAAGCCUGUGAAAGGAACGUCUCUUUAUGCUGAGAACAAAGGAGCUAACCUGUGGGACAACAACUUUGAGGUUGCUGAACUGACCAAAGUCGUUAGACAAGAGAAUGCAGCAUUUGCUGAAAUGCUUAAUCGUCUCAGAGUCCGUAAAAAGAACGAGCCUCUCACUGACCGUGAUGUUCUCACAUUGAAGCAGCGUGAAACUGGUGAGGAAUCUACGGACAUUCAUUUGUAUGCCACAAAUGCGGAAGUUGAUGAAUAUAACGUGAGGAGACUGCAAGAGAUCUGCCCAGACGCAAUCAGCAUACGUGCUCAAGACUUUGUCCGAAAUCCCAAAACUGGAAGAAUGGAACGGAAAGUUGGCUUUCACACAAAAGUUUUCAACUCUUGCUUGCCUAAAUGUGUUUCGUUGGGUGUUGGAGCAAGGGUCAUGUUGAAGAAAAACAUAGACGUGUCUGAUGGCCUUGUCAACGGAGCAUGUGGCACAGUUGUGGAAAUCAUUCAAAGUCAACAAGAGGAUGACAUCCCUGCAGCUAUCCAUGUGGAGUUUGAAGACCCUAAUGUAGGAAAAAUCCAGAGGUCAAAAGCCAAACGAGUUUCUGAACGUUCAACGAUAGUGGAAGUGCAAGAGGAACAAGUGGCUAAUAAUGGUGGAGUACGAAGGCAAUUUCCGAUUAGCCUGGCCUGGUCAGUAACUGUACAUAAAUGUCAAGGGCUUACUGUUGAAAGAGCUGUUGUAUCACUCAAGAAGAUCUUUGCUCCAGGGCAAGCAUAUGUUGCGUUGAGUCGCGUGAGAACUCUCGAUGGGCUGAUAAUUGAAGACUUCAAAGAGUCUGCCAUAUAUUGUGAUAACAACGUAGAUUCAGCUAUGAAAAGCUUGCCUGAAUUUAACUUUGGAAUGUCUGUUUCAUCCAACAUGAACCCUGUGUGCACAGUAGCACUUCAUAAUGUACAGAGUUUGAAUGCUCACAUUCAGGAUGUUCAAUCUCAUAAAGCCCUCAUGAAUGCUGACUGUAUUUGCUUAACAGAGACAUGGCUCAAUGUAGACACUGAAGAAGGGCCACAACUUCCAGGAUACGUCUUCAAACACAAUCCGAGAGGAAACUGCUACGAUGACUCCGAGCCAGCCUUUGCAGCGCUGAAACAACAACAAAGAGGUGGAGUUGGUGUGUAUUGUUCAGAAAACAUUGACGCGCAGGUGUCAAUUCCAGAAAGAUGCAAUUUGGAAUGUCUGUAUUUUGAAAUACCACAUGCAAAUCUGACUGCUGCUGUGUUGUACAGGCCUAGCUCUUAUAAGAUUGACAUGUUUCGAGAACAGUUAUUACAGGUCAUCUUUGAACUUGAGAAGCAUCCAGGGAGAAAACUCAUCAUGGGAGACUUCAAUGAGGACAUCUUCGCAUCUUCUACAAUUCUCAAGUUACUGGAGCGGCAUGGAUACACUCAGCACGUGCAAGCAGCUACAACUGAAAAAGGUACAUUAAUAGAUCAUGUUUACAUUAAAGGUACAGAAGAUGUUGUUGUUGAAGUUGUGCAGGCAUACUACAGUUUUCAUGAAGCAAUACUGAUCUCACUGUUGUAA
Molecule: messenger RNA, 5745 nt
Organism: Sardina pilchardus (European sardine)
Lineage: Eukaryota; Metazoa; Chordata; Actinopteri; Clupeiformes; Clupeidae
Exons: 1
Coding region: 1-5745 (1914 amino acids)
Biological process (GO): DNA repair; telomere maintenance
Molecular function (GO): ATP hydrolysis activity; DNA helicase activity
Source: RefSeq, a predicted model, not a curated record